GAAAGUGUGGAGGACUGGAAGACUUCAAUUCGCAUCAGAUGGUGAAACGGCAUGGAUCGUGAGUUAAGGAGAAGAGCAACCGGUGGAGAUGGAGCGUCGUCGACAGCGCGGAGGAGAGACAUUCAUAGGUUUAAUCAAUAAGAUAGAGAAAUGGCUGGGCUUGAUUUAAUUCUGCAAAACUUUGGGCUAAGUCCAAUCCGAAAAACCCAAAAUUUUAAGAAGAAAUGCUGACGUGGCAGCACCAGAAGUGAGAAAAAGCCAACUUUAUAUAUAUAUAUAUAAUCUCUCCAUCAAAAACAUCACCAAAGAAAAUGGUUUCAUCACUGAAUAUUAUCCACGUGGAGCGAGUCACUCCUUCAAACUCCGACUCGUCCGAGUCACUCACACUCCCACUCACUUUCUUUGACCUUCUCUGUUUCAAAAUACCUCCAGUCGAACGACUCAUCUUCUUUCGACUAACCGAAGCAACUCGCUCUUUCUUCGACUCAGUCAUCGUCCCAAACCUCAAAACCUCUCUCUCUUCGUCCCUCUCACACUAUCUCCCGCUCGCCGGCCAACUCGUCUGGAAACCACUUGAUCCCAAACCUAGCAUCGUCUACGCUCCAACCGACGCCGUUUCAUUCACCGUCGCCGAGUCAAAAGCCGAGUUCUCACGCUUAACCGGGAAAGAACCAUUCUUCGCCACUGAGUUACACCCGUUAGUCCCUCGGUUACAAAACUCCGACGUCUCAGCCUCGGUCAUGUCGUUUCAAGUCACGCUGUUUCCAAACCAAGGGUUUUGCAUCGGCGUAACCGCACAUCAUGCCAUUUUAGAUGGGAAAACGACAACCAGUUUUCUCAAAUCUUGGUCGCACAUAUGUAAACAUCAAGAGUCAUCUCUACCUCAUGAUCUGAUUCCGUUUUACGAUCGCGCGGUCAUAAAAAGUCCACAAAACGGCGAUAUAAAAGUUUUGAACUCAUGGCAGACUUUAGUCAAAACGUUCACGGGCGGUAAAGAACCUGAAAACCCCAAGAGUUUAAAGCUUCGUCCGUCUCCCGUGAUUAGUCCUGAGGCAGUCCGGUACACUCUUGAGCUUACUCCCGAAGAUAUCCAAACACUUCGGGAGAGGCUCAAGAGAGAGUCUUCAUCCUCCUCUUCCUUGUCAAAGAAGCUUCGUUUGUCUACCUUUGUGAUAACAUAUUCAUAUGCUUUAACAUGCUUAAUCAGAGCUCGAGGUGGAGAUCCGAAUAGGCCUGUAGGGUUUGUGUUUGGUGCAGACUGUCGGAAAAUAGUCGUUCCGCCGAUCCCAUCGAGUUAUUUCGGUAACUGCGCCAUCGUCAAUAGUAGAAUUCCAUUAACCGCAGAUACGUUUACGGGUGAAGAAGGGUUUUUGGCUUCUACAAGGCUAGUGAGCGAGUUGGUUGAGGAAUUGGACGAGAGUGUGGUGUGGAAGAUCCCUGAUUUUGUUGAGUUUUUUAGAAGUAUUCCACAAGGAACACAAGUUAUAUCUGCUACGGGUUCGACCCGGUUUGGAGUAUACGGGUUGGAUUUUGGGUGGGGAAGACCGGAGAAAGUGAUGGUUGUGUCGAUUGAUCAAGGCGAAGCAAUUUCUUUGGCCGAGAGUAGAGAUGGGAAUGGUGGUGUGGAAGUUGGCUUCUCCCUCCAGAAACAUGAAAUGGAUGCUCUCAGUGAUUUGCUCCACAAUGGACUAAAACAUUGACCACUUAUUCUCAUAAUUUCAAAAUCAUGUUCGUCUGUUUGUAGUUUGUACCACUGGCUGUCACAGACUCAUUCUUAUUUUUGUUUCUAUUUGUGUGUGUGUGUGUCUUUUGUGUUGUUGUAAAAUGUAUUUAAUUUGCAGAUUUUUUCAAAUGUGAUAAUGCAAAAAUGUUUUAAAUGAAA
Messenger RNA from Camelina sativa (false flax), 1882 nucleotides. The record is from RefSeq and is a predicted model, not a curated record. NCBI's taxonomy places the organism in Eukaryota, Viridiplantae, Streptophyta, Magnoliopsida, Brassicales, Brassicaceae.